GGAGAGCGUCGCGUCUGUCCCUUGAGCGCUCAAGGGCCGCGCCCGCGCCAUUCUUUCCUUUCUUCUCUCGCGACUCGCUUCUCGGAAUUGGGUUGGAUCCAUCCCCAUGGCGACUGGCGACAACAUGACUGUAGGAAUCAAGUGCUUGUGCGUGGGCUAGCUAAUAAGUCAGUAGAAGCUCUGUAGAGCAGCAGCGUGCGCGGGUAAGAUUGUGGUAGCUAGUUCGUCAAUGAGUCGAGCAGGAAUGAUGGAAUGUCAGCUGGGAAUGGUCAAUUGUUGGGGCAAAGCAAUAGUGACACUGCUGCUGCCCUCUCAUGCUAGAUGAAGCCUCCGCCUGAUUCUCUCCCCUCCAAGACCAAAAUGCCGGCGUCCGCGGUGUGCACCAAGCCCGAAGAUCUGGUGGAGAGCCUCAGCUCGCUCGACACCAGCGCGCGGCUCAAGGCGCUCCGGGACGUGAAGAACCAGAUAAUUGGCAACAAGACCAAGAAGCUGUCCUACAUAAAGCUGGGAGCUGUUCCAAGAGUUGUGGAGAUCCUUGCCAGUGACACCGACAUUCCACUCCUGGUCCAGUCGGCUGCCGCGGUUGGGAGCUUCGCAUGUGGAACUGACGCUGGCGUCAAGGCUGUGCUCGACAGUGGAGUACUCCCCCACUUGCUCAGGAUGCUCUCCAAUGGCAACAACAAGGUAGUCGUCGAGGCCAGCGCCCGGUCUCUCAAGAUGAUAUUCCAAUCCACGCUCGCCCCCAAAAAUGACAUGUUCCAAGGCCGGAGGAUCGACCUCAUUCUAGCACUCUUGAACAGUGGCAACGAGAACGUGUCCGAGGUUGCUGCCAGUGUGUUAGCCCGAUGCUGCGAGACCAGCGAGCACCAGAAAGCACUGGCCGACGCCGGCUGCCUGCAGAGCCUGGUUUUCCUUUUGUCCGGGAGUCCCAAGAGAAAAGAGGCCGCUCUGGAUGCAUUGGCAGCACUUACAAGAGGUAACCCGGACACUUCUGCUGCAUUGGCCGCCACUGGUGCCGUCUCCACCAUCAUCAGGACGAUGAAGGACAAGUCACCCAGGGCACGCCUGCUAGCCUGCAUGUGUCUUUCGAAUAUCGGCAGAGCUUGCCAUAACAACUAUCAGCAAGAGUGGGACAUUCGAAAGAGUAUUCUCUCGACGGUUGGCAAACUUAUUGACGAGAACGGCCAAGUAGGUGAAGAAGCACCGGGAGUUUUGGCAGAUUUGGUUGCGAACAACGAGGAGCUUCAGAAGACAGCCUUCGAUUUUAACAUCAUCGAAAGACUUGCCGAGGUUCUUCAAAGAAGCUGUGUUCCAGAGAAACAGCUGGAAGGAGUUCUCAUGGCACUCGCCGAGUUGUGCUCUCGGCUGGAGGAUAGUCGGAGAAAGCUCCUCGAGCUCCAGGCACAGUGCUCCAUUGCAAUGGCUUUGGGACAUGAAUCAGAAGGAGUUCGAAUAGCUGCCUGCGCUUGCAUCAAGAGCAUCUCUCGGUCUGUCAAGAAUUUACGUACAACUUUGACCGAUGAGCGAUUGGUGUGGCCUCUCUUCAGGCUGCUCAAUGAUCCGUCCCCGGCAGUCCAGGCAUCUGCUCUAAGUGCCGUGAGCAACGUUGUGCUCGACUUCACACCACAUAAAGCAGUGUUUUUUCAAUGCGGUGGUGUUAGCCAACUUAUCCAGCUAGCGUUAUCCAUGGAGCCGAUGCUCAGGCUGAAUGCAGUUUGGGCUCUGAGGAACCUUCUUUACUUGGCAGACAUGAGCGUCAAGGAGAAAGUAAUGAGGGAAUUGACCGUGUCAACACUAGUCGACCUGGUUUGUGAUUCCGAGGAGAUGGUACAAGAGCAAGCACUGGCCUUCGUUCGGAACUUAGUGUAUGGCAGUGUCGCCUCCGUGCAACAGAUAUUUGCGGCUGACGCUGCUAUAUUGCAUGCCGUGGAGAGACAGCUUUGUGUUGCAACUCGACCCGAAAUAUGCACACAGGCACUAUAUGUCCUGAGUAACGUUGCUGCAGGCAACGAAUACCACAAGGAUGCUGUUAUGGACUUUGUUGCUCCAGCUUUGACUGGCGACCGCAGUGUAUCGAUCCUUAUCAAAUUUUUGCUGGACAUGAGCAACCCGCAACUUCGUGUUGCCGCAGUCUGGUGUAUAUCAAACUUGAGCUUCCCCGAGAGUCCUGGGGUUGGCACUCGAGUGGCAAGGCUUCGGGAUGCUGGCAUUCAGCUGCAACUGCAGAAAAUGUUUGACGAUCCAUGCACAGAUGUGAAGGAUCGCGUAAAAACAACAAUGGAGCAGUUUUUAUGUACUGACCAAAUGACGUGAUUGCAACAUCUGUAUGACACAGCCGGAACAAGAGAAGCUGCUGCAUCGUGUAAAAUAGCCGUCGCAAUAAACUUUGAUGGUGCAGCUCGAACACCGGGCAAAGUGUAAGCUGCCGACUUCACCCCAGUGCGGUUGUUAAUUUUUUUUCGCACGGUUUUCUUACAAUAUAUUUGUUACUGCCUCGAUCAAUGGACAGAGUUCAGGUUUUUCUGUA
Messenger RNA from Selaginella moellendorffii, 2527 nucleotides. Its product is annotated as armadillo repeat-containing protein 8. The transcript is spliced from 8 exons. Gene Ontology annotation, molecular function: protein binding. Gene Ontology annotation, biological process: proteasome-mediated ubiquitin-dependent protein catabolic process. Gene Ontology annotation, cellular component: GID complex. Bases 322 to 2313 code for a protein of 663 amino acids. The record is from RefSeq and is a predicted model, not a curated record. Lineage: Eukaryota; Viridiplantae; Streptophyta; Lycopodiopsida; Selaginellales; Selaginellaceae.